CUGUCAAAAAUGAAAAAUGUCAAAAAAAACUCGAACCGGUAUAAGCAAAAAACCGACGAAAUAAUACAAUUAAGCGCUAAUUGAGUGCAUUGUGCUCUCAGUUACAUCAAAUUAGCCACAAUUAGCUCAAUCCCCGCUUUAAUCACCGUAAUUGAGUGAUUAAUGCGCAAAUCCAGUCAAGUGUCCGGUGUGCGGAAAAGUGAGGUUAUGUGCGCACAAUCUGGCUUACGUAACCCAAGGAAACUCGGUCAUUUUAUCUAAAUAUCGGCACGGCCGUCGACGAAUGUGCUCAAAUGUGAUGAUCAAACACACAGUAGGUGCACUACGCAAUUCGUUCCGAUUUUCAGCGCACGCUUUAAGCAGGAAACUCGUCCAUAAUUCACCAGUCGCGAGGAUGGCGGACAAGGUGGACAAGGCCGAGCUGAGGAACCGGCUCACCCCGAUCCAGUACAACGUGACGCAGGAGAAGGGCACCGAGCGCCCCUUCACAGGGUGCUACAACAAGUUCUACGAGCCGGGUACUUACGUGUGCAUCGUCUGCGAACAGGCAUUGUUCAGCUCGGAGACCAAGUACGACAGCGGCUGCGGCUGGCCGGCCUUCAACGACGUCUUGGACAAGGGGAAAGUCAAGCUGACGCCGGACACGAGCGGAGUUGGUGCGAACCUACUACUCCUCAUAUCCCAACCAGGGCGAGUCAGGACCGAAGUCACGUGCGCCCAGUGCGGCUCCCACCUGGGGCACGUCUUCAACGACGGCCCGGCGCCCACGAAGAAGAGGUUCUGCAUCAACUCGGCGUCGCUGAAUUUCCUGCCCGACAAGAAGGACGGAGGGGAUAGCUAAGGACUGACUUGACUUAACUUAAGUAAUAACCGGACCACUAAUACAAAGCGAGUGAUAAGCGGCCUAUUUCGUUGAGACGUUAUUAACAAAUUGGAGCCAAAUGAAGCGAUUUUUUACCUCACGUUGUUUUUUUUCUUGUUAGCUUGUUUUGUGUGUUGUGCAUAUCAGUAAUCUUUCGAGGCUUUACAUUUUGUGAAUAAAUUUUUUUUAAAA
Messenger RNA from Zophobas morio, 1054 nucleotides. RefSeq names its product methionine-R-sulfoxide reductase B1-like. Gene Ontology annotation, molecular function: peptide-methionine (R)-S-oxide reductase activity. The transcript has 4 exons. Bases 284 to 841 code for a protein of 185 amino acids. The record is from RefSeq and is a predicted model, not a curated record. Gene Ontology annotation, biological process: response to oxidative stress; protein repair. Lineage: Eukaryota; Metazoa; Arthropoda; Insecta; Coleoptera; Tenebrionidae. Gene Ontology annotation, cellular component: cytoplasm.